GCCAUCCAUCCACACCUUUCCAAGCCGCGCACACCUUCGACGUUCCCAUGUGCCGAAAGAUCGACUGCUCCGUGUGCCACAAGCCAACGUGGGCCGGAUGCGGCCAGCAUAUUGACUCGGCCCUGGCCAAUGUCGCCGUAGCCGACCGUUGUCCGUCCUGGCAGACUGGCAAGCACAACGCCGCCGCCGCGCCCCCCAAAGCGAAUUAACAAUGUAUGACCGCCUUAAUAAAUGGUUAAGACACAUGCAAAAGUUCAGG
Aphanomyces astaci is the source of this 259-nucleotide messenger RNA. RefSeq lists its product as hypothetical. The transcript has a single exon. NCBI's taxonomy places the organism in Eukaryota, Oomycota, Saprolegniomycetes, Saprolegniales, Verrucalvaceae. The record is from RefSeq and is a predicted model, not a curated record. The coding region runs from base 48 to 209 and encodes 53 amino acids.